Messenger RNA from Cucurbitaria berberidis CBS 394.84, 1620 nucleotides. RefSeq lists its product as uncharacterized. NCBI's taxonomy places the organism in Eukaryota, Fungi, Ascomycota, Dothideomycetes, Pleosporales, Cucurbitariaceae. The record is from RefSeq and is a predicted model, not a curated record. The coding region runs from base 1 to 1620 and encodes 539 amino acids. The transcript has a single exon.
AUGGCUCCUAAAGUGCCGACCCUCAAGGGGAAGAAAUCCAACCUCGGCAAGUUACUCUUGUCAUCCUCCCCGUCAGAUGCGCCCUCCAGUAACUCACGUUCCGCGACUCCCCGUUCAGAUGCUUCGACGCCGCGUAUUGGUCAGCGCCACACUCCAGGUAGUCUCCGAACUCUGCUUGGACGCCUUCGCGACAAACAGCCGGAGUUUGAGAUGUUGUCUCCAUCUUCGUCAUCUCUCGCUCCGGAGCCCUCCCCACCAAAGAUCUCCAAGCUGGCAAAGGCAUUUGUCGACUCCUUAACCACCCAGCAGCUUUCCAACUUCCUGACUUGGAUGCUCUACUAUGAUGUGGUCGAACUCCCAGACUCGCCUACUAUGUGGUACGAGAUGAUCAACUCGAUGGAGAUGCGUGGCUGGGUCGCCUUGGGUGAGUUUCUCUUCAAGGCCGUCGAGACAGGUUACGGCUUCGAUCUCAUUGUCUUGGACUCGAUUUGCGAUCGCAUCAAUCUUAAGCGAACCACUGUCCACGAUCUCCUGAUGCAGUUUGCUAACCCAAAGAUGAUGGCCUUUACGCAGUCUGCUACUACUAUCCGCGCUGCAACAGCAGAGGGCAAGUCAGAGUUGGAGGUCUUCGAAGCAGCACAGGCUAAGUUGUAUUCACUACACAAGCUCGCUACAAAUCUUAAGCCGACGGAAAACUCAAUCUACGAUGUAUGGCAUGCGAUGGUCCAGAAGCGUCUUCGGGGCUUUCAGCACCUGGUGAUUGGCCCGCGCAUUGCUCACCUUCGCUCAGGCGUGCCCCUUAUCACUGCUCCCACUCCUGAUCAGUCGCCAAAGGAGAUCCAAGACAGCAUCAAGCUCAAGUACUUAUAUGAGGCGAUGCAGCAGGAGCGUCGAGUACCGUUAGUGCGCUAUGGUAUUCACUCGGGCGCGACUGCGCGUGUCCAUCCUACGCCACCGUCUUCACCACUUAGCACCGUGUCUGAUCAGAAUGAUAUUGAGCUUGCUCGAUCACACGCGAUCCAGCUUAUGAAAGCUAACCAAGACCUACAUGCACAAGUUGCAAAGCUCACUCGCGAGAAUGAGGAGUUGACAGAAUCCAACGAUAGCCUGGCGCGUAAGAUUGCUACUCUCGGUGGGAUCCAGCCAGCUUCGUACGCAUCGCCGGCCCACCUCCAGGUCCCGCAGGCUCGCGGCCGGCCACGUUCACUCUCGCAUGGCACUGGAGAGAAACUUGCUGCCGAGGUAAACGCAAAACUCAACAUUUCUCAGCGCUCACACAAGCGCAAGCAAUCCGAAAUCCUAUCGUGGAAGUAUGAGGAUAUCUUCUCGCCACUAGAAGGAAAGCCGAUGCCAGCGUUGCGGCUAUCCGACCCUGCCACUGCGGAGUUAGUAGCACCCAAUCCUCCUCCUGCGAUCCCGCAUAUUCACUCGCCGCGUCCUGUCAGCCACACAUCUAAUCGUACCCGUCGUAGUGGAAUGAUUUUCGACCCUGCAUCGGUGGCGCAUCUAGCUAGUGUAGGCGAAUCGACACCACAUGUAGUUGAGUCCGAUGACGAGCAGAAUGCAGUUGAAGUCUCUACUCCAACCCCGCUGAUGCGUCAGCGGUUGAACUACGAGUAG